GCCAUGUCGGGGCCAAAUUACUCCUUUGUGUCAGAGUUCAUCCUCAUUGGCUUCUCUGCCUUUCCUCGCCUUCAGACGAUGUUUUUCCUGCUGUUCCUGCUCAUGUACCUCUUCACCCUGCUGGGCAACCUGCUCAUCAUGGCCACCAUCUGGAGUGAACGCAGUCUCCACACGCCCAUGUACCUCUUCCUGUGCGCCCUCUCCAUCUCUGAGAUCCUCUACACCUUUGCUAUCAUCCCACGCAUGCUGGCUGACCUGCUCUCCACCCUGCACACCAUUGCCUUCCUGGCCUGUGCCAGCCAGAUGUUCUUCUCCUUCACGUUUGGCUUCACACACUCCUUCCUGCUCACCGUCAUGGGCUAUGACCGCUACGUGGCAAUCUGUCACCCACUGCGGUACAAUGUGCUCAUGAGCCCCCGGGGCUGUGCCUUCUUGGUUGCCUGGUCCUGGGUUGGUGGUUCAUUCAUGGGGACGGUGGUGACAACAGCCAUUUUCAGCCUCCCUUUUUGUGGACCCAAUGAGAUUCACCAUUUUACUUGCCAUGUUCCACCUCUAUUGAAGUUGGCAUGUGGAGAGAAUGUCCUGGAAGUGUCAAAGGGCAUAGGCCUGGUGUGCAUCACGGGCCUCCUGGGAUGCUUCCUCCUCAUCCUGCUCUCCUACGCCUUCAUUGUGGCAGCCAUCUUGAAGAUACCAUCGGCAGAGGGGCGGCACAAGGCCUUCUCCACCUGUGCGUCCCACCUCACAGUGGUGAUUGUGCACUACGGCUUUGCCUCUGUCAUCUACCUCAAGUCCAAGGGUCCUAAGUCUCUGGAAGGAGACACUCUGAUGGGUAUCACUUACACAGUCCUCACCCCCUUCCUCAGCCCCAUCAUCUUCAGUCUCAGGAACAAGGAGCUGAAGGAAACCAUGAAGAAGGCUUUCCUCACCAAAUUAUUUCUGCAAAACUGA
Molecule: messenger RNA, 948 nt
Organism: Mesocricetus auratus (golden hamster)
Lineage: Eukaryota; Metazoa; Chordata; Mammalia; Rodentia; Cricetidae
Product: olfactory receptor 10H1-like
Exons: 1
Coding region: 4-948 (314 amino acids)
Biological process (GO): G protein-coupled receptor signaling pathway
Cellular component (GO): membrane
Molecular function (GO): olfactory receptor activity; G protein-coupled receptor activity
Source: RefSeq, a predicted model, not a curated record